Paramecium sonneborni is the source of this 2435-nucleotide messenger RNA. The record is from the annotation of a GenBank genome assembly. NCBI's taxonomy places the organism in Eukaryota, Ciliophora, Oligohymenophorea, Peniculida, Parameciidae.
AUGAGCAUCAAUCUCUGUGAAUAUCUACCAAUAUUAUCAAGAUAAGACAAAUAAUAAGCCGUUAAUGAAUUAAGUAAAUCAAAUUCUAUAAUUUAGAAUCUAAAGAUACUGAAACAUUAAUAAAUUUAAUAUAUGGAUUAUAUGAUGAAACAUAGAGACUUAUUAAAUUAAUGCCACCUCCUAAUAAAGGUAUGGAAAAAUCUUUUUAAGCUCAAAAUAAUAAUGAUGAAAAAUACUAAGAGUUAAGUUCUAGGUUUGCUAACUUAAUGUCGGACUAUUAAGGCUUAUUCUACAAUUAUCAUUAAAAUUUUUAAAAUCAUACUCAAAUUAUAAAUGCUUGUUACAGUUUCAUAGCAAACCUCUAAUAAUAAGCCUAAUAAUUAUAACAAAAGUUAGUUACUCAUUCAGAGCAAAUUAUUAGAUUAUAAGGAGAUAUUAAUUUAGAGAUUAUUUCAGAUUAAGAAUAUAAAUAAAUUAAUGAAUUAAAUAAAACAUCUAAAGAUAUUUAAUAAGAAAGAUCCAAUUUAUUAAUUUCUCUAGAAUAAUUACAUCAUUAAAAUGUUUCUUAAAAUCAGGAAAUUUAUUAAGAAAAAAUUUCUCAAGAUUAAAUCCAAAACAUAAUUGUUUUAAUUAAAUAAUUUCAAAGCAAAACANUUUUAGCUGUAUAUGCUAUUGAUUCACAUGUUGUAAAUCCUGCAUCUUUUAAUCUCUAUAUAUCUACUCCACCAAAACCUGGAAUUGCUAACUUCUCUAAAGAAGUAUAACUUAUUGCAUCUUAAUACUCAUCUUCCUCUACUUAUUCAUUUUACUACUUAAGCAUCUUUUAUUUUACUUCAAAUUUAAAUUAUAUUUUCUGCCAAAAUUAUUUUCAAACUAAAUACUUUUUUUCCUUAUCAUUAUUCUUUUCUAUUCAAAUUUUAUUUAUUUAUUUCUAUUCUAUUUUACUUCAUUAUUUAUCGAUUUUAUACUUUUAAUAUUUUUAUUAUUUAUUUCAACAUAAUUCAACUACCAAAAGCUUCCUUCCUAAAUGCAUAUUUUGUAUUUUGCUAUUUUUUUUUAAUAGAAUAGUUUACUAAAAAAACUUUAUUUAUUUUAAUUUUUUUAAUAUAUAUAUAAAAUUUAUGAGCAUCAAUCUCUGUGAAUAUCUACCAAUAUUAUCAAGAUAAGACAAAUAAUAAGCCGUUAAUGAAUUAAGUAAAUCAAAUUCUAUAAUUUAGAAUCUAAAGAUACUGAAACAUUAAUAAAUUUAAUAUAUGGAUUAUAUGAUGAAACAUAGAGACUUAUUAAAUUAAUGCCACCUCCUAAUAAAGGUAUGGAAAAAUCUUUUUAAGCUCAAAAUAAUAAUGAUGAAAAAUACUAAGAGUUAAGUUCUAGGUUUGCUAACUUAAUGUCGGACUAUUAAGGCUUAUUCUACAAUUAUCAUUAAAAUUUUUAAAAUCAUACUCAAAUUAUAAAUGCUUGUUACAGUUUCAUAGCAAACCUCUAAUAAUAAGCCUAAUAAUUAUAACAAAAGUUAGUUACUCAUUCAGAGCAAAUUAUUAGAUUAUAAGGAGAUAUUAAUUUAGAGAUUAUUUCAGAUUAAGAAUAUAAAUAAAUUAAUGAAUUAAAUAAAACAUCUAAAGAUAUUUAAUAAGAAAGAUCCAAUUUAUUAAUUUCUCUAGAAUAAUUACAUCAUUAAAAUGUUUCUUAAAAUCAGGAAAUUUAUUAAGAAAAAAUUUCUCAAGAUUAAAUCCAAAACAUAAUUGUUUUAAUUAAAUAAUUUCAAAGCAAAACAGAAAAAUAUCUUUAAGCUUCACAGAACUUUCUUGAAUAAUUAUAAUCAGAAAACUAACGUGAAAUUCGCAAGUAAGUAAUUCAUAAUUAAUAAAUUUUAUAAUACAAUAUUGCUGUAUUUAAAAAAUUAGAAUUAAUUUUACCUGUUUUUAUAACUGAAAUAAAAUAAUUUUAAGAAUAAGCAGACUAAUAUAAAAUUUAAUUAGAAAAGUAAAAGAAACUUACUAAAAUUUAUCUCUAAAAGAUUGAAGAAUAUAAAAAGUAGAACGAAGAAAUCAUUAAAGCUAAAAUUGAAAAGAAUUUAUAAAGUAAUCUAAAUUUAUAUUUUAGGAAUAUACCCUUACGAUAAUUAAAAAUCAAUAGAAAUAUUUUAUAAAAUCUAAACAUCCUUUUUUUCUUUAGCAAUUAUUCUUAUUGAUUAACAACAUUUUUAAGAAUCCCCUGAUCUAACAAAAGUAUUAUAAAUAUUGAAAGGUUAAACUUAAUCUAAAAAUAAACUUGAAAACUAUACGUCACUUUUUGAAUAUUCAAAAAAAUUAAAAACUGAUCUUUUUGAACUUACAAAUUUUAUCAGAAAGAACAAUAAGUUAGAGGAAAUUUUAAUAUCUUUAGAUUAAUUUUAUAAAGCAUACUUUGAACUGAUUAAACAAUUAUCUCAAUGA